UGUGGCAACGCCAAACAUCUGGCAACGCCAGAAGUCGCCGGAGUUGAGAAAACAAAAUUUCAGCAAAUGCUGUAAGAAAUUACUGAAUAAUUGGUUAAAACAAAUAAAAUGUGAAUAGCGUACAGUAAAUACCUUGCUGUGGCCUCUAUAAUGCAGGCGAGAGUGUAAUUGUGGGAAAGAAGCUGUUGCUGAUGUGAGCAUAAUUGAUAUGAACUGCGGACGCAGCGCAGCUAUCGCCUGGUGGCCAAUCGACGCGGCGGCCAGAAUCUCGUCUACAACGGGCACAUGUACACUGUCGAGCGCAAAUAUCUGACCACCAUCAACUGGGUGUGCACCAAGAACAGCAAUGUGAAGAUCCGCUGCCCGGCACGCUGCGUCACAACAGCUGGCAGCAGCGGCCGCAACAGCAUCAAGCUGAGCCAUCGCAAGCACAAUCAUGCCAGCAAUUCGUUCAAAAUGCACAAGCCUCGGGCAGUGUUGCCAGCUUUAUCCAAAAUUAAAAGUAGCAGCAGUUAGCUGUAAAUUGUCAACAGGACGGCUGGUAAUUGUCAUUGAGCUACCAGUAACCUAGUUAGUUUUAAGAUUUUAACUGUUUGCGGCGAAAGUUGAAUGUUGCCAGAUUUAGCUAGAAAAUAACUCAUUUAACAAUA
This is a messenger RNA of Drosophila virilis, 650 nucleotides long. RefSeq names its product pre-mod(mdg4)-X (gene pre-mod(mdg4)-X). The record is from RefSeq and is a predicted model, not a curated record. NCBI's taxonomy places the organism in Eukaryota, Metazoa, Arthropoda, Insecta, Diptera, Drosophilidae.